This is a messenger RNA of Symbiodinium sp. CCMP2456, 3531 nucleotides long. The record is from the annotation of a GenBank genome assembly. Lineage: Eukaryota; Dinophyceae; Suessiales; Symbiodiniaceae.
AUGGCAAGGUUUGAAUCUUUUCUCGUCUUAGCUGCAUCAUGCGCAGUGGCCGCAGAUGCUGCAACAAUUACGACGGUAUACCCCAACCGGGGUUCAACGGAAGGCGGAACUUAUCUUGUCAUCAGCGGCUCUGGAUUCAUGAUGCCGACCGAGGCUAACCCCUGGGAUUCGCAGGUCGUCUAUGUUGGGUCGAAAAUCUGCAACAUCAUGGCACACUAUACGUCAUCGACACAAAUUGUUUGUAUGACCACGCCUCACGAUGUGGUUGCUGAGAGUUCCGAGUCAUUGACUGUCAGUGUACAAAUCUUUGGCGGCCUCGGACUUGCUUCGUAUGCAUCCAAGAGCAGUGCGUUUCAAUACCACUGGCAGGAUACCGCCAUUAUCCACUGGGCCAACCACUGGGCCGGUACAGGCGGCGACAUCAUGGAAUUUGGUGGAGACAUCCCUGCUGGCGCAACCUCUGCUGGUCAGUUCGAGAUCCGUGUUGGUGAUGCUUGGUGCCACGUCGAUGAAGAGGUGUGGCCAUUGUCAAACCGGAGAAGGAGCUGGACAAAGCAGGUAAGUUGCCAGCUGCCCGACGACGACCUGCUGAUUCCUGGAUAUUACAAUGUGAGCAUACGGGUCAACAGCUUGGACCGAGCAGAUGGCGAUUGUCCGAACAGCUUGUGUUUCCCAUACACGGAGGAACAGGCUGGGACGCGAUUCGGGCAUGGGUUCGCAGCAAUCGUGAAUCCGCCUCCAUCUUCUUCGAACGGCAAGUUGAACAGGGUAUGGGGUGGCAUGUUGGACAUCGUGACAGGACACACAUACCACUUUACGGUAUAUCCGCAGGUCAACUCGAUUGAACCAUUGGAAGGUGGCCUUUAUGGUGGCAACAACUUGACGAUCCAUGGAUCUUCGUUUGCUGCAGAAAUGGAGGGCAAUCAGGUGACUGUCGGCGGCGUUCCCUGUGAGGUUCUGGAGGCCACAACAGACACCAUUGUGUGCAGACUCGGCCAGUGGAAUGACGCAGCGGAUCGUGGCGAGACUGUCCGUGGGCUCCACUACAACAGAUGGAACGAUCGGCGUCGCCGGGCGUGGGGCAUUAACAACAUCCCGGCCAAGGAGGCCAGGGGCGAUGCCUUCGAGACCGGCUUUCUGAAGGCCUCUUUGUUCCAAGUUGCCACAAAAGAGCCGUGGGACAACGACCCGGGAAUCGAUCGCACACUGCUGGAGCUAGAUGGCUUCUUCGUACCGCCUCUUGAAGCGAACUACAGCUUCUACAUUUGUGGACUGGGCCUGAGUGUACUUGGUGUCUUCCAGCGACUACGGGAUGAUUUCGCCUUUCUGCUGGCCAGCCAUCGGUACUUCCACGAAGAUGUCGCAUCUGGCGACUUCACAGGCAACGACAAAAAGAUCUCUGAUGAUGUGCUGUUGACAGCUGGUGAGCAGAGGAAUUCCCUGUUGUCUGGACUUUGGCAGGCUGCUGAAGCGGGCCUUGUGGAUGAAGAACUGCCUUUCUCUGCAGUUACAGUGAACCUGCCGAACUUGAGUGCGCCGAUCCACACCACCGUGCAAUCUUCGAAGGAAUAUGUGCGAGGAUCAGAACACGUCAGUACACACAGUGGAAUCAGUCUCGUCAGCACAGAGAAGCGCAAGGCCCUCUUGUCCACACUCGAAGAUGGGGCUCGAUACACGCAGCGCUUCAAGGAUUGUUGCCGACGCAAGUACGGAAAGCUUGUCGUAGCAUGGCGGAUCCUCCUGGAUCCGGGUGGCAAUGGACGUGUCUCUUUCGUGCCUUUCUGCAACGCGGCACGAGCCAUGGGCUUUGUGAACGUCUCCACGCUUUGGCGGCAUCUGGACGUUAAGUGCACCGGCUUCCUGACGCUGGACAGCUGGGAUCCCCACUCAUAUCGAGUUCUCAUGGAAUUCCGGGAGAUUUGCAGAUCUGAAUUCGGAGGAGUUGUGGAGGCUUUCAAGUUCGGAAUGAACAGGACCGGAUCAGGUGCUUGUUACAAGAAAGAGUUUGAGCAGUUUCUGAAGAAUUUCGAGUUCUCUGGAGAUUACCAAAUGCUCUGGGAUGCUUUGGACAAAGAUCGUGGCGGCUUUAUCACAGUUGAUGAGCUUUUCUUCUUAGCACGAUGGCAGGGCGAGCGCUUCCGACCUGACAAGGUCCAGCGUGAGUUCAAUCUGAACCUUGUGCGAUUGAAGAUGUGCAAGCAGCAACGACAAAAGCAUCAAGCGAGGAUGAACGAGUUCAAAGCUCGGAUCGAGGACGAGCAGCAAGUCCUGGAACGAAACCGGAGUCUACGGAUAGCUGCUAAGCAGCAUGUCCGUCUGACUACCGAGCAAGUCCGAUCAGCAGAAGAAGAGGCAUUUCCCGUUCCGCUUGAGGCAUCACUCCGGAACAGGAGCCAAUUGGAUCCGCUUUGGCAUGAAGGUGGUGUUACUGUGUCGCGUUGGGCUGGAUUCCGAGUUGCUGUUGUGAGUGGAGGUUGCUGGCCUGAGUACGGCCACUACGGACAGUGCAGAUUGCAGAUGUCACUCAGCCAGGCAGCUUUCGACUUCGCCCGGCCCUUGCUGGGUCUGGAGUGCAGGUCAUCCUCGCUGGAGAGGCUCCAUGACUGCAGAAGUGUCUCCGGUGACGACGAUGAGUCGGUCGGCCAGACGAACUGGAUCAGGAUGGAAGUAUACGAUGCGGGCGCCGGGGGUGCAACAGUCGGAGACCUGCCGCCGACCCGGCCGGACAGCUUGAGUUGGAGCCGCUUGGCGGAAGGUGAGCAGUUUCAACUUCUUGUUCGCUUCCGCCGGCCCAUCGGCAAUGUACCCGAACUGGAGCUCAACACCACAGGUCUGCUGGGAAGCGGCUUCCAAUUGCAGGUCUUUACCUUGGAAGAUGGCGAUGCCGACGCAAUCUUCCUUGAGAAGGUCCCGCUCGACAUGUUCCAGGUACCACGUCCAUCCGAUGCGGCAGCAAAGCCUGUUCGUGUCAUUUCAGAAGGAGUCCUCGGCUACACGUAUUCGAGCAGCUUGGUGCCAGUACUGCACAGUGCGAUGCCAUCCAGCGUGACCGCAGAUGACAAUCUGCAGGCACCUCAUACCUGGACCUUGGUCAUUAGCAACAUCCAGACCUACAACUCGACGGGUUGGAUUCAGGACUUACAAGUGUUGUUGGGAGAGGACGCCGGCCAGUGCAAGGACUUGCAUGAGGUGUCGGAGGAACAGGGCAAUAUCACGGUGAUCUGCAGGUUGGAGAAUGCUCGGGCUGGAGAGCCAGAGCCCUGGCAUGCCGUGCAUCUCAUCUCUAUCUCACAGGGGCAGGCGGACCCAUCUAAGGCUCCGAUCGUGUCUGUGGAACCGGUGAUCGAAGAGGUGACGGGACUGCUUGGAUCUUUGGCUGGUGGCACUGUGCGGUCCUCUCCCUUGUUGGCGCGGGGCUGCGUGGACUGUCUGGAUCUUGGCCGGGACCGGGCUGCCCAGAGGAAUGCGCCGGUGACACUGUCGCAGCCGCCUGUGGGCGCGGCGACGGUGCGCCGGUCUGCGCGGGUGUGA